AUGUCUGCCAACGGCGAUCCCAAGUACGACGAUAUCGACUCCGAGUCUGACUCCGGCGAGUCUGUGGAGGAGCAGACCGAGCUCAACGAGGAGAAGGGCCUCAAGCCUGCGCUCAAGAAGUCUUCGAACCCCGUUACCGCCGACACCACAGUCCAGCGCCCCCCUCUCCCCCCGCAAACCGACCCCAAAGACCUCGACGUCAAGACCCUCACCCCUCUGACCCCCGAGAUCAUCGCCCGCCAAGCAACAAUCAACAUCGGCACCAUCGGUCACGUCGCUCACGGAAAGUCCACCGUCGUCAAGGCCAUCUCCGGAGUUCAGACCGUCCGUUUCAAGAACGAGCUGAUCCGUAACAUUACCAUCAAGCUUGGUUACGCCAACGCCAAGAUCUACCAGUGCGACAACGCCGAGUGCCCUCGCCCGGGAUGCUUCAGGAGUUACAAGAGUGAGAAGGAGGUCGACCCUCCCUGCGAGCGCGAAGGAUGCAGCGGUACCUACAGAUUACUGCGCCAUGUCUCUGCUCCACUUAGCUUCGUCGACUGCCCCGGUCACGACAUUCUCAUGAGCACCAUGUUGUCAGGUGCCGCCGUCAUGGACGCCGCCCUGCUGCUCAUUGCCGGCAAUGAAACCUGCCCCCAGCCCCAGACCUCCGAGCAUUUGGCUGCUAUUGAGAUCAUGAAGCUGGACAAGAUCAUUAUCCUGCAGAACAAGGUCGACCUUAUGCGCGAGGAGGCCGCUCAGCAACACUACCAGUCGAUCUUGAAGUUCAUCAGAGGAACUGUUGCCGGAAAGUCUCCCGUCAUUCCCAUCUCUGCCCAGCUGAAGUUCAACAUCGAUGCCGUCAACGAGGCCAUCGUCAACACCAUUCCCGUCCCCAUUCGUGACUUCACCCAGGCUCCCCACAUGAUUGUCAUUCGAUCUUUCGACGUCAACAAGCCUGGUGCCGAGAUCGACGACCUGAAGGGUGGUGUUGCUGGUGGUUCUAUUCUGCACGGUGUCCUGAAGCUUGGCGACGAGAUUGAGAUCCGCCCCGGUAUCGUCACGAGAGACGACAAGGGUGCCCUCAAGUGCACGCCCAUUUUCAGCAGAAUCGUCUCCCUCAACUCCGAGUUCAACGACCUCAAGUAUGCCGUUCCUGGUGGUCUUAUCGGUGUCGGUACCCGUAUCGACCCCACCCUCUGCAGAGCCGAUCGUCUGGUCGGUUUCGUCCUGGGUCUCAAGGGCCAGCUGCCCGAAAUCUACAGCGAGAUCGAGGUCAACUUCUACCUCCUGCGCCGUCUUCUCGGUGUCAGAACCGCCGACGGAAAGCAGGCCAAGGUCGCUAAGCUUACCAAGAACGAGGUCAUCAUGGUCAACAUCGGCUCUACUUCCACUGGUGCCAAGGUUGCCGCUAUCAAGAACGAUGCCGCUAAGCUUGUCCUGACCAGCCCUGCUUGCACAAACAUUGGCGAGAAGGUUGCCCUGUCUCGUCGUAUCGAGAAGCAUUGGCGUCUUAUUGGCUGGGCCACCAUUGCUGCUGGUGUCACUCUUGAGCCCAGCACCGCCUAA
Molecule: messenger RNA, 1548 nt
Organism: Colletotrichum gloeosporioides
Lineage: Eukaryota; Fungi; Ascomycota; Sordariomycetes; Glomerellales; Glomerellaceae
Product: Eukaryotic translation initiation factor 2 subunit gamma
Exons: 3
Coding region: 1-1548 (515 amino acids)
Biological process (GO): formation of translation preinitiation complex; positive regulation of translational fidelity
Cellular component (GO): cytosol; eukaryotic translation initiation factor 2 complex
Molecular function (GO): tRNA binding; GTP binding; translation initiation factor activity
Source: RefSeq, a predicted model, not a curated record